CACACCAUAAAAACCGAAAAAAGACCAAUUAUAGUAUAUAUUUUAAAUAUAUACACAAAUAUAGCGCUAUAUAAUCGCCUGACUGAUAAGUCGCCGCGCUUAGUGCACGCAAAAAAAAUUAGAAAUCAAGUCGCAUUGCAACUUUUGAACUCGUCGCGCUGCGAUGAUUUCCCAUACAGUGAGAGUAUUUAAGCUGAUGUAUAUCGUUGCUGGCAUUCUGAUAAGCAAUGAGGAAAUCUGUGAUACAGUCGAUCGCAUACAGAUUGCGCCACGCGUCGAGAUGAAGAACGAGCUGGAGCAUCGAGGAUCGCGACGUUCGCUGAAGGAGGACAGCGGCUCACCCAAGUCGAAGCGCAGGCGCAAGGUCAGCGUCACGGGCCUGGCAGGCGACGUGGUGCGCGGUGUCACCAGCAAGGUGACCAACCAGGUGACCAGCCGCAUGGGCAAUCGCUGCAGCUGGCUGUACGACGUGCCCCACAUUGUGGCGCAGUGGCGCAAGCUGGCGCUCAGCUUCACCGUCUGGACCAUACCCAACUGGCUGCUGGAGUACACGUCCAGCUACAUCAGCCGAAAGUUCUUUCUAAACAGCGACUGUGAUAUGAUCUACAAAUAGCUCGAGGGCGCUUCGAACUGCUUAGGCUUAACUGUGUAUGCCCUAGAAUCGGUUAAUAUGUAUACUUAACGAAUUGUAUAACACCCAAGGGCAGAGAAAUCGCCCAAUACAUAUAGUCCCUAUAUAGACGGUCUGCCUGUCCGCCUAUCGGAACUCGACUCGGCGGGCAGCUAAGCUGAUGAAACUUUGUACAGCUACGGCAUUUGACUGCCGGCGUAGCAUAUAUAAAAGCUAAUCGAAUCGAUUAACUAUAUCACAUAGAGGUCAGUUAUAUAUAUGACCGACAAUCUAGAUCUUAUAUGAUAAACUUAUUCAAACUUGUGCAAUUGCGAGUCUUUAAGUUU
Messenger RNA from Drosophila arizonae, 957 nucleotides. RefSeq lists its product as uncharacterized. The record is from RefSeq and is a predicted model, not a curated record. NCBI's taxonomy places the organism in Eukaryota, Metazoa, Arthropoda, Insecta, Diptera, Drosophilidae.